Hibiscus syriacus is the source of this 2138-nucleotide messenger RNA. RefSeq names its product rop guanine nucleotide exchange factor 1-like. Bases 269 to 1930 code for a protein of 553 amino acids. NCBI's taxonomy places the organism in Eukaryota, Viridiplantae, Streptophyta, Magnoliopsida, Malvales, Malvaceae. The transcript is spliced from 5 exons. The record is from RefSeq and is a predicted model, not a curated record. Gene Ontology annotation, molecular function: guanyl-nucleotide exchange factor activity.
CACUUUUGAUUUUCGCCACACAAAGACAAUCAUCACUACCACUAAAACCAUAGCAGUACUGAGCAUGUCAGGCACAGUAAACAAUUUCAGCGAGAGCAACAAAAGAAAAAAAUGCUUCCAGUUCUGUUAAUUCUACUUUUCUAACCAAUCAUUUCACACUCUACCGCUACCGCGCGAGGAGCCGAAUUUCUUCUCGUCGUUGUUAGCAGAUGUGUGAUCGCUGAGGGAUUUGUUCUUCCAAUCGUUGGAUAUUGUGAUUGACAAGGUCAUGGGAAGUGUAUCUUCAGAUGAUGGCUUUGAUCAGCGGAGCGAGCGAUGCGGGAGUUAUAGUGUGAGUGCUGAUGUGAGUGAGUCCGAGAGUUGUAGUAGCUUUUCGUGUCGGCGACUCGAUGGAGAUGGUUGUUCGAGUUCUAUGACCUCAUCGCCGAGGUUACCGGCGGCUGGAAGGUUCGGUUUUCAGGUGCCGUUGAUGUUACCGGUGAUUGGAGGCAAGGAUGUGGUAAUUUGGGAUGAUGAGAGUCCUGAGAAACGGGACACCAAUUUGUCUGAAGUUGAGAUGAUGAAGGAGAGAUUUGCAAAGCUUCUUUUAGGAGAAGACAUGUCUGGAGGUGGGCAUGGAGUGUGUACUGCACUUGCCAUUUCGAAUGCCAUCACAAAUCUUACCGCGACCGUCUUUGGUCAGCUCUGGAGGUUAGAGCCGUUAGCACCACAAAAGAAGGCAAUGUGGAGGAGAGAAAUGGAGUGGCUCUUGUGUGUGAGCAAUUCGAUUGUUGAACUUGUACCAUCAAUACAACAAUUCCCUGGAGGAGGCACGUAUGAAGUCAUGGUGACAAGGCCACGUUCAUAUUUGUAUGUAAACCUUCCUGCCCUUAAGAAGCUUGAUGCAAUGUUGAUUACCAUACUUGACGGAUUUUGUGAGACAGAGUUUUGGUAUGUUGAUCGGGGGAUGGUUUUUGAUGAUGGUGGUGAUUGUGAAGCUUCUCCAUCAUUUGUUUCUGGAGGGGGGCCCUCAAUUAGGCAGGAAGAGAAGUGGUGGUUGCCGUGUCCGAAAGUGCCACCAAAUGGCUUGUCAGAGGAUGGAAGGAAGAAGUUGCAGCAAAGUAGGGAUUGCACAAACCAAAUACUGAAGGCAGCCAUGGCUAUUAAUAGCGAUGUGCUUGCAGAUAUGGAGAUACCUACUGCAUACUUGGAGAACUUACCAAAGAAUGGAAAGGUUUGUCUAGGAGACAUCAUCUAUCGAUACAUAACAGCUGAUCAAUUCUCCCCAGAAUGUCUCCUUGAUUGCCUUGAUCUAUCAACAGAACAUCACACUCUGGAAGUAACUAACAGGAUCGAUGCUGCCGUGCAUGUUUGGAAGCUCAAAGAUCAAAGGAAACAAGUUAACGAAAUCAAGGCUAAGCGCUCAUCAUGGGGCGGAAAGGUUAAAGGCCUUGUUGCCGACAGUGAAAAGAAUAAUUUUUUGGCCCAAAGAGCCGAGACUCUCUUAAAUGGCUUAAGGCAUCGUUUUCCCGGUCUUCCGCAGACAGCAUUGGAUAUGAGCAAAAUUCAAUAUAAUAAGGAUGUUGGGCAAUCGAUUCUCGAAAGCUAUUCAAGGGUGAUGGAGAGUUUGGCCUUCAACAUUAUGGCAAGAAUAGAUGAUGUCCUUUAUGUUGAUGAUACUAUCAAGCGCUGUGCCGAGGAGGAAACAGUUUCCCUUUUCAACAGGAGCAGUUUGAGCGGUCUUCCAAUCCAAAAACAAAUGUCUCGAAGCCCCUUUUCAAUUCAGCACACUCCAUAUGCCUCUCCUUUCACAACACCCUCCUCUUGUUCUUCGACCCCACACACCGGAAGUCCCAGAAAGGCACGGUCCUCUUUGAAGAGAAACGUUCUUAAGGAGGAAUCUGAGGAUAAAUUUGAGAAGCCAUGCUCGACUGAGUUCGAGAGGGUGUAGUCAUAUACGGGGAGCCUCAGUGCGAGAAGAGUUUCCGAAAAUGCUCCCGAGAGAGAUUGAUAUUGAAGAUUAAUGACCCUAUGUGAGAUUAAGUUGUAUGAAUGCAGACAGGUUAAGAGAAUUCGCUGGAUGUAAUCUUGUACAUUUCUUACCAUUAGGAAUAUGAGUACGAAAGUUUUGAUUUUUUUUCAUCUGUUUGAAUUUUUAA